Molecule: messenger RNA, 1242 nt
Organism: Antrostomus carolinensis (chuck-will's-widow)
Lineage: Eukaryota; Metazoa; Chordata; Aves; Caprimulgiformes; Caprimulgidae
Product: protocadherin gamma-A7-like
Biological process (GO): homophilic cell-cell adhesion
Cellular component (GO): plasma membrane
Molecular function (GO): calcium ion binding
Source: RefSeq, a predicted model, not a curated record
AUGGGGGAGAGAGGAGGGUUCUGGGGCCGGCGGGACCGAGCCCUGCUGUGGUGCGUGCUGGGGGCGGUGUGGGAGGCGGCGUGGGGGCAGCUGCGCUACUCGGUCCCCGAGGAGCUGCCGAAGGGCUCGUUCGUGGGCGACGUGGCCAAGGACCUGGGGCUGCAGCUGCCUGCGCUUCACGACCGCGGUGCUCGGAUUAUGCAAGAAGGUAAGCGGAAAUAUUUCGCUCUGAACGCAAAGACCGGCCAUUUGUAUGUAAAUGAACGAAUCGACCGGGAAGAACACUGUGGACGAAAACCAGACUGCAUAUUAAAAUCAGAAAUUCUUCUUCAGGGACAGAUGAAAAUAUAUAAGGUGGCUAUUGAGGUUACUGAUAUUAAUGAUAAUACUCCCGUCUUUCAACUCAGUGAAUUCGUUCUGAAAGCGAGUGAAAAUGCAGUGAAAGGCUCGCGCUACCUCCUACCCAAAGCCCACGAUCCCGAUAUACAGCAGAACACUGUACAGGCUUACGAACUAAGCGAUAACAAACAUUUCUCCCUGGAAGUGCAAAUGGGACCCGACGGGCGUCCCGAGCUGGUGCUGGCGAAGGCGCUGGACCGGGAGGAGGCGGCGUUUCACGAGCUGGUGCUGAGGGCGAUGGACGGCGGAGAGCCGGCGCGGACGGGCACGGCGCGAAUUCGUGUGGCCGUGCUGGACGCGAACGACAACGCGCCUGUGUUCAGUCGGGCGGAGUACACGGUGCGUGUGCCGGAAGACGUGCCCGUGGGAUCAGUGCUGCUCACCGUGAACGCUACAGACGCCGAUGACGGAAUUAAUUCAGAGAUCAUUUAUUCCUUCACAGAAAUGACAAGCAAAGCGUCUUCUCUUUUCCAUCUCGAUCCCAAGACAGGGGAACUAAUAAUUCUCUGCGACCUGGACUAUGAGGAGGAUGAAAGUUAUGAGGUAGAGAUACAGGCGCAGGAUGGGGCUGGGCUAUCGGUCCGGGGAAAAAUCUUGGUGCAUAUUGACGACACGAACGACAACGCGCCCGAGAUCACAGUAUCAAGUAGCAUAACAGAUAUUUCUGAAGAUGCGCCGGCGGGAACAGUUGUCGCUCUUCUGAGAGUCAGGGACCGGGAUUCGGGCGAGAACGGGGAGAUCAGCGUGUCCCUGUCGGACAGUCUGCCGUUCCACCUGGAGAAGUCGUUGGAGGACUAUUACCGCGUGGUGACGGCGAGAGAGCUGGACCGGGAGGAGGUGUCG